CAAAAGGAAGCCAACUUAUAAUUCUCUUUUUUCAGAAUAAUUUUGAAACAAAGAAGGGGAAGAAGUAAUGUGGAAGCUUACGCUUUCGUCGCAAGGAGAUGAUCCGUGGGUUACAAGCACUAACAAUCAUAUCGGCAGGCAGUACUGGGAGUUCGACCCCAACCUUGGAACGCCUGAGGAGCGAGCACAUGUGGAAAAGCUUCGCAAUGAUUUUACAAUCAAUAGGUUUCAAUACAAACACAGUGCCGAUCUCCUCUUGCGACUCCAGUUUGCAAAGAAGAAUCCGUGUGAGAUGGAGCUAGAAAAGGUGAGGAUUUUAGAAGGAGAAGAAGUGACGAAGGAAAAGGUGAGUAGGAUACUGAGAAGGGCCCUCAAGUUCCACUCAACUCUGCAGGCUGAGGAUGGGUUUUGGCCUGGCGACUUCGGCGGCCCCAUGUUUCUUCUUCCUGGCUUGGUGAUUGGUUUGGCUGUGACGGGAGCCCUGGAUAUGAUGUUUCCAUUGGAGGACAAGAAAGAGAUAUGCCGCUAUUUGUACAACCAUCAGAACGAAGAUGGAGGGUGGGGAUUACAUAUAGAAGGGUGCAGCAUAAUGUUGUGUACAGCACUCUCAUAUGUCACCCUGAGGUUGCUCGGAGAAAGAAUGGACGGUGGAGAUGGCGCCAUGGAGAAAGCAAGAUCUUGGAUUCUUGAUCGUGGUGGUGUCACCUUCAUUCCCUCCUGGGGCAAGACGUGGCUUUCAGUGUUGGGAUUAUACGAAUGGAGUGGAAACAAUCCGAUGCCCCCAGAGUUAUGGCUUCUUCCCUACUUUGUCCCAACCCAUCCAGGACGAAUGUGGUGUCACAGUCGGAUGGUGUAUUUGGCGAUGUCAUACUUAUACGGGAAGAGAUUUGUUGGGUCCAUAAAUACAUUAAUUUUGUCUCUAAGAAAAGAGCUCUAUGUACUUCCUUACCAUUGCAUUGACUGGAACAAGGCCAGGAAUCAAUGUGCUAAGGAGGACUCGUACUACCCACAUCCUAUGAUUCAAGACAUGCUGUGGGGGUGUCUUCAAAAGAUUGGGGAACCUCUUCUAAUGAAAUGGCCCUUGUCUAAGGUGAGACAAAGGGCUCUCACCUCUGUGAUGCAACUCAUUCACCAUGAAGAUCAAACCACUCACUAUCUCUGCCUUGCCCCUGUCAACAAGGUUCUAAAUAUGGUGUGUUGCUGGGUAGAGGACUCGAACUCAGAAGCAUAUAAGCGUCACCUUUCAAGGAUUAAGGACUAUCUUUGGGUAGCUGAAGAUGGCAUGAAAAUGCAGGGAUUCAAUGGGGUCCAACUUUGGGAUGUUGGUUUUGCUGCUCAAGCAAUCCUGGCUACUGACCUUGUCGAUGAAUAUGGUUUCAUGCUUAAAAAAGCACACAACUUUAUUAGAAACACCCAGAUUAGGGAAGACAGUGUUGCAGAGUACCGCCACAUUUCCAAGGGAGGAUGGCCUUUCUCUACUCGAGACAAUGGUUGGUCUGUAUCUGAUUGCACUGCAGAAGCCUUGAAGAUAGCAGUCUUGUUAUCGCAAAUGCCAUCCAACAUUGUGGGAGAAGCAAUAUCAGCAGAUCAACUAUAUGAUGGUGUUAAUUACAUGUUAUCCAUGCAGAAUGGCAAUGGAGGAUAUGCAUCAUUUGAACUCACAAGAUCAUAUGCAUGGUUGGAGAUGUUGAAUUCAGCUCAAGUAUUUGGAGAGAUCAUGAUUGACUAUCAGUAUGUAGAAUGCACUUCAGCAGCAAUUCAAUGCCUUGCAACAUUUAUGAAAGUACAUCCUGGACACCGGAGGAAGGAAAUAGAAGACUGUAUUGCCAAAGCAAUUGAUUUCAUUGAGAGCAUACAACUACUUGAUGGAUCCUGGUAUGGCUCAUGGGGAGUGUGCUUUACUUAUGGAACAUGGUUUGGGAUAAAGGGACUGGUGGCUGCUGGUAGGACAUUCCAAAACUGUUACAGCAUUAGAAGAGCAUGUGAUUUCUUACUAUCCAAGCAACUUGAUAAUGGUGGCUGGGGAGAGAGCUAUCUUUCUGCCCAAAACAAGGUAUAUACAAACUUGGAAGGGAACAAAGCACAUCUAGUCCACACGGCAUGGGCAACAUUAGCUCUGAUUGAAGCUGGACAGGCAGAAAGAGAUCCAGUCCCGCUCCAUCGUGCAGCACUAGUAUUGAUCAACUCACAAAUGGAAAAUGGAGAUUUUCCACAACAGGAGAUUGUCGGAGUGUUCAACAAGAACUGUAUGAUUAGUUAUGCAACCUACAGAAACACCUUUCCUAUAUGGGCACUGGGAGAAUACUGCAACCGCGUGCUAUAGGCUUCUACCAGGGCCUAAAAUGUGCAAAUUAUGAUGUAAAAUGCGUAAAAAUAAAUGGUGUAUCUUGCAAUCUCUUCUCUCGUAAAUGCUUGAACUGUUGAGUCAGAACAAAUAAAUGAAGCUUGCUAAU
Rubroshorea leprosula is the source of this 2453-nucleotide messenger RNA. NCBI's taxonomy places the organism in Eukaryota, Viridiplantae, Streptophyta, Magnoliopsida, Malvales, Dipterocarpaceae. The record is from the annotation of a GenBank genome assembly.